Messenger RNA from Diceros bicornis minor, 2795 nucleotides. RefSeq names its product dystrobrevin beta (gene DTNB). Lineage: Eukaryota; Metazoa; Chordata; Mammalia; Perissodactyla; Rhinocerotidae. Bases 180 to 2045 code for a protein of 621 amino acids. Gene Ontology annotation, cellular component: synapse; plasma membrane. The transcript has 19 exons. Gene Ontology annotation, biological process: synaptic signaling. Gene Ontology annotation, molecular function: zinc ion binding. The record is from RefSeq and is a predicted model, not a curated record.
UGCCGGGCGCCUGGGAACGUUCGCCGCGGGGGCGGCUCCGGGGCCUGAGCGGGCGCUGCCGUCGCCUCAGCUGUGGGGUCCGGGCCGGAAUAGGCGGAGGAGGCUGCGGCCGCUGGAGACCUUCUGGACGCCCCCAGCUCCGGCCGGGAAGUUGACUCUUUACUACAUCUGCAUGUCUGAUGAUAUACACCAGGAUGAUUGAGGAAAGCGGGAACAAGCGGAAGACCAUGGCUGAGAAGAGGCAGCUGUUCAUAGAAAUGCGUGCUCAGAAUUUUGAUGUCAUACGACUAUCAACUUAUAGAACAGCUUGCAAAUUACGAUUUGUACAAAAACGAUGCAACCUCCAUCUUGUUGAUAUCUGGAACAUGAUUGAAGCCUUUCGAGACAAUGGCCUUAAUACACUGGACCACACCACUGAGAUCAGCGUAUCCCGCCUCGAAACUGUCAUCUCAUCCAUCUGCUACCAGCUGAACAAGCGCCUUCCUUCUACUCACCAAAUCAACGUGGAACAGUCCAUCAGCCUCCUCCUCAACUUUAUGAUUGCUGCAUACGACAGUGAGGGCCGAGGCAAGUUGACGGUAUUUUCAGUUAAAGCUAUGUUAGCAACCAUGUGUGGUGGAAAAAUGCUGGACAAAUUGAGAUAUGUUUUCUCCCAGAUGUCAGAUUCCAAUGGCUUAAUGAUAUUUAGCAAGUUUGACCAGUUUCUGAAGGAAGUUCUGAAGCUCCCAACAGCUGUCUUUGAAGGGCCAUCUUUUGGUUACACAGAGCACUCAGUCCGCACCUGUUUUCCCCAGCAGAAAAAGAUAAUGCUAAAUAUGUUUUUAGACACAAUGAUGGCCGAUCCUCCUCCCCAGUGCCUUGUCUGGCUACCUCUCAUGCAUAGGCUUGCCCAUGUUGAGAAUGUCUUCCAUCCCGUGGAGUGCUCCUAUUGCCGGUGUGAGAGUAUGAUGGGUUUCCGGUACCGAUGCCAGCAGUGCCACAACUACCAGCUCUGCCAAAAUUGCUUUUGGCGUGGCCAUGCCAGUGGCCCUCACAGCAACCAACACCAGAUGAAGGAGCAUUCCUCUUGGAAAUCCCCUGCAAAGAAGCUGAGCCAUGCCAUUAGUAAAUCUUUGGGGUGCGUACCCACCAGAGAACCCCCGCAUCCUGUUUUUCCUGAUCAACCAGAGAAACCACUUGACCUUGCAAAUAUAGUUCCUCCUCGCCCUCUGACCAAUAUGAAUGACACCAUGGUGAGCCACAUGUCCUCCGGGGUGCCCACUCCCACCAAGAGGUUACAGUAUAGCCAGGAUAGACCCAGUCACUUGGCCGAUGAGCAUGCGCUGAUAGCAUCCUAUGUGGCCCGUCUGCAGCACUGUGCACGUGUCCUGGACAGUCCUAGCCGACUGGAUGAGGAACACCGGCUUAUAGCUCGCUAUGCUGCCCGGCUGGCUGCAGAGGCAGGAAACAUGACCCGACCUCCCACUGACUUGAGCUUUAACUUUGAUGCCAACAAACAACAAAGACAGCUUAUUGCAGAACUGGAAAACAAAAACAGAGAAAUCCUGCAGGAGAUUCAGCGUCUCCGUCUGGAGCAUGAGCAGGCCUCCCAGCCCACCCCUGAGAAGGCCCAGCAGAACCCCACAUUGCUGGCAGAGCUGCGGCUGCUGAGGCAAAGGAAAGAUGAACUGGAGCAGAGAAUGUCAGCGCUGCAGGAGAGCAGGCGGGAGCUGAUGGCUCAGCUGGAAGGGCUGAUGAGGCUAUUGAAGGCUCAGGCCACAGGAUCGCCACAUACAUCGCCCACUCACGGAGGUGGCCGCUCAAUGCCCAUGCCCGUCCGCUCAACAUCUGCAGGCUCCACCCCCACCCACUGUCCACAGGACCCACUCAGCGGAGUCGGGGGAGACAUGCAGGAGGCCUUUGCACAAGGUACGAGGAGAAACCUCCGCAAUGACCUGCUGGUGGCCGCUGACUCCAUCACCAACACCAUGUCAUCCCUGGUGAAGGAGCUCCACUCAGGAACACACUGGAUGUCUUCUCCCAGAGAGCCUGUCUCCCACGUGUGAUCACGUAGAGAUAAUUACACAUUUAGGUUUAUCUUAAGAAUAUGCCUUGCGGAGCAAACAUAAUUCAGAAUUUAAAGACAUUCAGAUCUUUAAGUACAGUUAGGCCCCUUCGUCACUCCUAAUUUGCCUUUCCACUGCACUCCAUCCACAGCUGCUCUUUUCUAGGCCUGACCAACUGCCUUAUUCUGAAGCUUUCCUAGAUGACUGGAACCGAAUCAGCCACAAAAGCUUCUGGACUUUCUCCCAGCUGCCUGUCUGCUCUCUCCUAUUUGAUUUGGUUUUGAAACUCUGUUCCCUCUUUUUGUCCUUGCUGAGGUUCUGAUUUCACUUGAAGUUCAUGACCUGAGUCUGUUGCUUCCUUCACUCCUCAUGUUCAGUCUUAUCUGUUUCUUCUUUCUCAGUCUCUCCAUCCCUUAGCUAUUUCAGUGAUUUUCCAGAGACCCUUACCUCAUGGCGUUUUUCCCCUUACAUAAAACCCAGGAAAGAGAAAAAAUAGAAGGCCAUUCAUAUAUCUUCAUAUCUUCAAGAAUCCCCAUGACUACAUCAGUCAUGUAGCUGCCAGAUAGUUACUAAUUUUUUUUUUUACAGUGGUUGGAUUCACAUGUUUUAUCUUAAACAAACAGAUUCCUUUCCUAAGUGCUUUGGGUCAGUCAUACAGAUGGCCCUCUUUUUUUCUUUUCACCUAAUGUAGUGCUUUUAAAUACUUUACAGUAGCUUAACAAGGUUAUUAAAUAAAAAUAUAAAACAGUU